This is a messenger RNA of Centruroides sculpturatus (bark scorpion), 937 nucleotides long. RefSeq lists its product as uncharacterized. Bases 1 to 621 code for a protein of 206 amino acids. The record is from RefSeq and is a predicted model, not a curated record. NCBI's taxonomy places the organism in Eukaryota, Metazoa, Arthropoda, Arachnida, Scorpiones, Buthidae. The transcript has 5 exons.
AUGGCAUUUGUGUUUGCUGUAUUUUCAGUACUUUCGUUACAUCAACAGGAAGUGCCCGGAGCCCUCAAACGAAGUAUACUCUCGCAAUUCGCAACUCAAGAGAAACGAGUAGUGGUGUAUUUUCCGUCCAGACCAAUUUCAGACCUCCCUCUUAGCGUGCGAUUGGAAGAGUUACUCACUCAGAUAGAGGACCAAUGUUUAGGACCAAUCAAUUCAGGACCAAAAGUCGUCCUUAUCCGUGGCCAAAGGGCAGUCAUAGCUCGAGAUCUUCCAAUGUAUCUCAGCGUUUUAACAGAUUAUCACUUCAUAGUACAUCUUCCUUUUUGGUACAAUCCAGUACAAAACAAUACAUUCUAUUUCGGAAACGAUCGAGAUACAGAAGUAGAAGAUCCAAGAAAUUGGCAUCUCUUCUUAUGUCUAACGUUCACAGAACGAGAAACUAAACCGUGUUUAGGAAGAGAAGAAUAUUCUAAACUCCACACUUAUCAUAAAGUGAACAGAUUCCCAGGACUUCGAGGUAUCUUAUGGAAGAGGGAUUCUCUAUGUUAUACUUUUUCCAAAGCUAGACUCAUUCCAGUUUUACGUGUGAGAAGUGUCAUACUAAUCAAUAGGCCACAAUAAUCCGUGUCAAGAGAUAUUUCACUACUAAUUAAUAUUCUAGUAAAGCCAGAACCUGGAAGUAGUAGCAAUUUUCCAGUGAUCGAUCUGACCGUUAGAUAUAAUGUUCCUGGUUACAAUGAAAAGCAUUGCCUCCAGCUUAAUGGCUGCUAUACCUUUCACUCGCUAACUCUCACCAUGUGACCAAAUGUAAACAUCAACUAAUAAAGUUUGAGUAAAUAUUUUUAUACAUGCAUGAUCUCAAUAGCAUAGUCUAAUGGAAAGUCAUUUUCUAAUCGUGAUUCAUUAAGCAACUCCUCUUCUAUUCUAAUGAAUAAUC